Messenger RNA from Drosophila obscura, 2507 nucleotides. It is a transcript of the gene Zasp67, whose product is annotated as cell surface glycoprotein 1. Bases 171 to 2378 code for a protein of 735 amino acids. Gene Ontology annotation, molecular function: muscle alpha-actinin binding; actin binding. Gene Ontology annotation, biological process: muscle structure development; actin cytoskeleton organization. Gene Ontology annotation, cellular component: stress fiber; adherens junction; filamentous actin. The record is from RefSeq and is a predicted model, not a curated record. Lineage: Eukaryota; Metazoa; Arthropoda; Insecta; Diptera; Drosophilidae. The transcript has 8 exons.
UCGCUUCGAUCUGAUGGCCACAUCGCAACAGUUGGUUGCCAGCGUUGCCGCAAUCGGUUGCACACUCGAGACUCGAGACGACACUUCUUUCCCCCACACUUCGCGCAGAGACAAAAAGAAUACAGUGCAGUGCAGAAUAAUCGUGAAAUAACUCCAGAAAACCAAACAAAAUGGUGCUCGAUAUCAAGAUGUGCCGCUUCGACAAUGUGCCCUGGGGCUUUCGGCUGGUGGGCGGUGCGGACUACGAUUACCCUUUAACGGUUGUUAAGGUCACCGAGGGGAGUAUUGCCGAUGAGGCUGGAUUACGGGUGGAGGACAUCAUUGUGCGCAUCAAUGACACCGCUGCCAUGCCACUCAGCCAUGAGGAGUCCCACCGCCUAAUAAUGAACAGUGGCAGCGUCUUCUACUUUGGCGUUUACCGCGAGUUCGAGGAGGAUGUGUACGAGUGCCCCAAGCGGUUUCCCACCAGCGAGAGUUCGUUGACCAAGUCCCCCACUCCGACACCGCCGCUGUCGCUGUCUCCGACUCCGUCGCUGCUACGGCUAGCGGAAGCCGCAAAUGCUCGCACUCCGGAACUCCGCUUGGAGCCCGUGGAGAAACGUCGCCAAGCCAUGUCGGAAGUGCAUUCGGAAGACAAUCGCGAGGAUGGAGGAGACGGAGACGGCGACCGAGCACCACCCAACGAUGGGCGGCUGUAUUUGCCCGAAUUACCCGAUCGUCCCUGCUCGGCGCUGUCAGAGCGGGCGGAAAUUAAGCUGGUGGAGGAGGAAAUUGCCGCCGUGCUGUCCGGCGAGACAGAGGUGCUCAAGGAGCACAGUGUCCUGGGCGUCAAUUUCUACAGGCUCUUCCCCAAGCCGGGCGUCUGCAUGGCCAGCGAUGUGCUGCGCUCCCUCAACGAGGAGGUGACCAAGACGAAGCUGGAGAAGGACAAGGAGAACCGCAAGUGGUCCACCUUUCUGCAGCGGCCCGACCGUCCAGUGCCAAAGAGCAAGCAGCAGCUGGAGGCCGAGCGGCGGGCGGCCAAUGCCUACAAGGUGACGAUUGUCAAGUCCGCGCCACGCGGCACCUCUCCCCUGCCGGAAGCUAAGCCGGCGCCAAAGGAAGCGACGCCGCCAGAGCCAGAGCCAGUCAAUGAGGAGGAGCCACCCAAAGAGGAGGAGCCACCCAAAGAGGAGGAAAAGGAAAAGGAGGAGGAGGAGGAGCCACUGCCCACCGACAGCGAAGUGCCGAAUUUGGAACAGUUGCCGGGCAGCGAGGAGGAGCAGCAGGAGAAGGCCGAUGCCCCAAAGGAGGUGUCCGACGGCCUAACCGAAGCGGAAGCACCGCCUGUGGCCAGCGAUGAGUCCACUGAGCCGGGCUCCCCUUCCAUUGCUGUUGCUGCUGCUGCAGCUGAAACUGCAUCCCCAUCUGCCCCUUCCCCUGCCCCAGACCCAGCCCCAGCCCCAGCCACGCCACCCAAAACCGAGGAGGAGCAGGCCCUGGAGCGGCAGCUGGCCGAUGUGCAGAAGCAACUGGCCGCACUCUCCACUUUGCCCUCGACCAUACAGUCCACUCUGGACGCGGUGACCAAGCAGUUGGCCGACCUGCUGCCCACAUUCAAGCUCCAGCAACAGCCGCAGUCCAUGCCACAAAUCGAUGAAGGCCUGGGCGAGGAGGGUGAGGUCGAAGGGGAUGGGAAACUAACCCAGUCCCAGUCGCAGUCGCAGUUCCAGUCCGGAUCCCAAACGGCCUCAGGCGAAAUGGAGGAUGCAGGCAAAGCCAUAUCCAUAUCUGGGGCCGACAAGCCACUGGGGCCAUGUGAAAAUAAUGAGGAUAGAUGCGAUGCCAAUGACCUGGAAGUGGCGGAAAUUUCGCGCUCAACUGACGACAAUCGCCAGGCGGACAAGGCGGACAAGGCGGACAGGGCGGACCAGCAGGUCGCAAAAACUCAGACAAGGAACCAGAAAGAGGAACAGGAGCUUAGCGAGGAGCAGAGCUUCAAGAAGCAGAAGAAACACGAUGUCAUUGAGGAGCUCGAGGAGCACUUGGUGCGCAAAAACAAUCCCAGGCGUUCGAAGCGGGCCUUUGGGCCACUGGUCCCAUCAUCGGAGCGACCACUGGUGCUGCCCGGCGGACGGCGCUGGUAUCGUCCCAAGGAUGCCUACAACGAUGAAUUCAUAGCCGAGACACUGAGCGCCCAGGCGGAACUCAUCACGGGCAGCACUCUCGGGGUCAACUUCAUGAAGUACCAGAAACCGGAGCGCAAAAUCGAUCUGAAUCGCAGCGAGGUGUACAAGUAUCUCAAUCCGCAUCUGGAUCGGGCGCCCGUGCGUGGCAUCGAAGUGCGUGCCCCACUAGUGGCCGCCGAGUCCGACAUACGCCAGUCACUGCAGUCAUAGGCAAUGUCUAUCUAUCUUCCUGAAUGCCCCAGACCCAUACGAUUUAUCUACGCCGCCCUCAGCACAGCCCUUGCCACACUCGAUUAUCGCAUAAGAAGCUCAACUCAAAUAUAACUAUCAAUAUGCUAA